UUUCCAUUGUGUGAUAAAUCGAUAUUAAAUCAUGUUCUACCGUAACAAAAACAAUAAUCAUGUUAAAAAUUAUAAAUAAGUAUUUUGUUUAAAACAUAACUUUUUUUGUUAAAAAAUUUUGAAUUUGUUUGCUUUAGCGCUUGAAUCGUCAUUACACCCGUAAAACCUCAUAACGUGUUUAUCGUUGAGCAGCUGCACUUGCCACUUUAUACUUGGGUCAUCCACGCAUGCACUCACACGAAAAUCGCUGAACUUGUAACAGUCUUCACUCUGCCCUGUACUGUUACUUAUUGUCAUACAGAACGUAUAUAAUUAAUAUUAUUAAAAGUGCAAUUUAUUGAAGCAUAGAAGUGAAAUUUGUUGUUUGGUUCGAGCUCGUUAAAUUUCGCAGUUAUAUUUUUUACACGUUUCACAACGUAACAUACACAUUUUUACGAAAAAAUAGCAAAUCAGUGCACAAAAUGAAGUGGUUCCAAGGUUCUAUAGCUGAAGCAGUUAAUGCCUCGAAAGCCAAAAAAGCCGUAUUCGUAGUUUUUGUCGAAGGCAAAGAUGACACAUCAAAACGAGUAGCUGAGAGCAUAGAUUCUCCGCAAGUUUCUUCAAAACUCGAAUCUGAAGACUUUGUUGCUAUCAAGUUGCAAAGUGAUACAGAAAAUUACACAUUUUUUGCUCAAAUUUAUCAACUUGUUCCUGUACCAUCUAUUUUUUUCAUUGGUGACAAUGGAGCUCCUUUGGAAGUUGUUGGCCAUGCCAUGUCACCCGAUGAUUUGGCUGCAAAAAUUUCCUCAAUUUUGGAAAAAGCAAAACCAGAAAUUAGUCAAUCAUCCGCCAACUUGAUUCAAGCUGAACAACUUGUACAUUCCUCAUUUCGUAGUAAUACCUUGCCUGAUAGUAGCAAAACAUUACCCCAAACAGUUCAGAAUCCAAGCCCUUUAUCAAGCAGUAGCAACCAAACAGCUGAGCCUUCAACGAGUGUUGAAAAUUCAGAAGAUAUUUCUCAGGAGGAAAAAGUUCGACGAGCCAGGCAACUGAUUUAUUUACAACAAAAACAGAAGGAACAAGAAGAAAAAGAAAAAGAAAAAGAAAGAGAAAUGGAAAGAAGGAGAAUGGGCAAAGAUGUUUUGAAAAUGCGGCAAAUGCAGCAAGACAAAGAACUAAGAGAAGCACAAGAAGAAAGAUUGAAAGAAAAAGCUGCUGAUGCAGCUGCAAGAGAAAAAAUAUUGAAACAAAUUGCUGAAGAUAAAUUAGAACGUAAAAAGAAAUAUGAAAUGCACAUAAAGGAAAAAGAAGCUCAGCAAGAAAAAAUUGACGAAGAACGACAAGCUAGACUUCAAGCACAGGCACCAUCUGUUGAUAUGUCUAAAGCUAGAAUUCAAUUCAAGCUUCCUACUGGAAGUAAUAUAACAGGUACAUUUGAAGCCACUGAAACUUUAGGUACUCUUAGAGCAUAUGUCACUCAAAAUGCUCAACUGCCAUUCAGACAUUUUUCAAUGUCAUCAUUUUUCCCAAGAAGAGACUUUACUUCUGCAGAUGAUAGUAAGACCCUUUCAGAAAUGGAACUGGUUCCAUCAGCAACCAUUUUAAUUUUGCCCUUGAAAUCAAGUAACACUGCAUCUGUCAUCAAGUCAUCAGAUGGUGCUGGAAUUUUUUCGCAUUUUUUCUGGACUCUUGUUGCUCCAGUUAUAAGUAUUUACAACUAUAUUUCAAGUUAUUUUACUGGUAACAGAGGAGGUGGUAACAAUAGUGGAAACAGUGGAAAUGCUGCUGCAGGUCCAAGUAGUAGUUCAGGUUUCAGAGGUUUCCCUCCAGCAGCAAGAAGGCUAGGAGGAACAUCGAAAAUUCGCACUCGUGGUAACAUUCGCACUCUCCAUUCCGGGGAUAAUGACGAUGAUGAAAACAACACAUGGAAUGGCAAUUCUACGCAACAGAUGUAAUUAUUUAUAGCUAAUUAAGUUUAAGUGAAAAAUUGAAUUUUUACAACAAUUUAAACGCAAAAAAUUGUAAAUAAUACAUUUGAACUGCACUGUCAAAAAAAGAACCCCAUAUAAUUAAAUGUUCUGAAACAAAGUAAAUUUUAAUCGUUGUAACCAUGGUAUUUAUAAAAUUAUCGUACUUUUGUUAUAUUAUUUUUGCUUUAGUCAAAUUGAUACACUGAGUCGCGGAACUCUGAAGUAUUGGUGAUAGUGACAUCGUAUUAAAAUUAGUUGACAUAAUUCAAAUAUUUUGUAUUUAUUCACGUUGAAUCAGAAAGUAAAGAUAUUAAAUAUAUAAAAAAGUUGAUCAGGAAUUUCUUUCCACCAAAAUACCUCAAUUUCAAUAAAACUAUAUUUUAGAGCCUAUUAUUGCACAUA
Molecule: messenger RNA, 2351 nt
Organism: Trichogramma pretiosum
Lineage: Eukaryota; Metazoa; Arthropoda; Insecta; Hymenoptera; Trichogrammatidae
Product: UBX domain-containing protein 4
Exons: 7
Coding region: 462-1934 (490 amino acids)
Molecular function (GO): protein binding
Source: RefSeq, a predicted model, not a curated record